UCUUUGUUGCAGUUUAUAGACCUCUCUUUCCAAAAAUCAAAAUCUUUCAGUAAUUCCCCUCCCUGGGCUUCGCCAUCUCUCUCAAUCCAUCUACGUUAAAAGCUCCCCCACCUUUCUCAAACCCAUCUCCAACGUUCCUUUAUCUCGGAAUUUAAGAUUUGGCUUCUUAAAAUCUAAUGGAGUGGAAGCAAAGGUUGCCCUAGAAGAUGAACAUUUUGCUUUGUGACAAUCUGAAGCAGGAAGUUGCGUUUUCUCCCACAGCAGUGGCAUUGAGAUGGAUAUGAACUUCACUGCUGAUUCUUCCCUGGCUCCAUCCAGAUGGAGAAAAGUUGCAUACGGAGGGAUGCAACCCGGAUACGACGACAACCACACAGAUGAAACUUUCCUUGAAGAUAUGGUAAUGAAUGCUAAUGUCGUUAAACGGAAUAUGCUUAAGGUGAUGCAAGAUUCGGUUUCCAUCUCACAAUAUCUAUGCAUUGUUUUUCUUGUGGUCUUGGUAUGGAUCUACACCCUUAGGUCAACCCUUAAUGAAAACUCCCUCUUGCUUCUCGAUAUAAGCCUUCUUGGUUCUGGUUUCAUAAUCCUAGUAUUAACUGAAGAAAUGCUCUCCCUCAAACGUCUUUGGAACUACAUCCUCAACGUUUCCUUCUUCACAACCGGAUUAUUCGUGUUAGCUCCAAUAUACCAAACGUUGACAAGGUCCAUCAGCUCGGAUUCCAUUUGGGCAGUAACCAUUUCACUCCUCUUGCUCCAUCUUUUCCUUCACGACUAUUCCGGUUCUACAAUAAGACCUUCGGGUGCUCUCAAGAACCCUAACUUAACCAGCUGUAUUUCCUUAAACGCUUCCAUCGUUGCUUCGGUUUUCAUAGCAUCCCGAUUACCAUCACGGGUACAUGUUUUCGCCACCAUGCUGUUUUCAUUACAAAUCUUCCUAUUUGCACCAUUGGUCACCUACUGUAUUAAGAAAUACUCUUUCAGGUUGCACCUUUUGUUUUCUCUGGGGUUAAUGGCUGUCACUUUAACAUUUGUUUAUAGCCUGCAUUGCUUGCUCUUUGUGUUAUUGGUGGGGAUUUUGAUCUUUGUUAAUGUGGUUUGCCCUUACUGGCUUAUAAGGAUUCAAGAAUACAAGUUUGAGAUUAAUGGCCCCUGGGAUGAGGCUAAGCUUUGCUUUGAUAUUACAGAUUGAAAGUUCACUGAUAAGAAUUUGGUUUCUAUUUUACUCGGACUCGGAUUUGAAUAUAGGCAUAUGGUAUAGGUAUUGUAUUAUCAGCUAUGUAUUUGGCAGGUCCUUGAAAGGUCAUAUCUUCGUAUCCAUAUCCGAAUAUGCAACAAAAAUGGGUUUCGGAUGCAGAUGCUUCAAGAAAAAUUAGGAGUUGAAGUUGCACAAUUUUUUUUUUGUCAAUUUUUAGCUGAGAAGUGUAUUGAUGUAAAUUUUAAGCCAUCAAAGUUUUAUCAUGUAAGUUGUAACUAACCUUUGUAUGUUAUGUUGCCCGGAUUUGUGAUAAAUGUGAAAUACAGAUAUAUAUAUCUUCCAUAGAUAUACUCAA
Molecule: messenger RNA, 1547 nt
Organism: Gossypium raimondii (Peruvian cotton)
Lineage: Eukaryota; Viridiplantae; Streptophyta; Magnoliopsida; Malvales; Malvaceae
Product: phosphatidylinositol N-acetylglucosaminyltransferase subunit C
Exons: 2
Coding region: 275-1186 (303 amino acids)
Biological process (GO): GPI anchor biosynthetic process
Cellular component (GO): membrane; glycosylphosphatidylinositol-N-acetylglucosaminyltransferase (GPI-GnT) complex
Source: RefSeq, a predicted model, not a curated record